CUUUCUCUCUCUCUCUCCUUUUUUUUUUCUUCUUCUUCUAUCUUUCUUCAUUUUAUUUUAUUUUAUUAUUAUUGUUUUUCUUUUUCCUGAAUGAGUACAACACCUACCUCUUCUAGACCUCGUCGUUUGUCAAUGCCAAAAUUGACCCGUCGUUUAACGAAUGUGGUUAUUCAUGUUGAUGAUAAUGAUAAUGUUCACUCGGUUACCCCUAAUAGUGUCCCUUCGCGUCCUUCUAAUAGUGUAGAAUUGAAUGAAACGGCGAAAGCAAAUUGGAAAAAGUAUAUUACCCCUGAGAAGAAUGAUACUGCCUCUAUUGAAGGUGAUAUUGUUCAUCAUACUAUUACUACCUUAUGUCGUGGUGUUUACAAUGUUGAUAAAUUGGCCAUGUAUCAAGCUACUGCUCAUUCUGUUCGCGAUCGUUUGUUGGAGGAUUGGAAUAUUACUCAAGAAGCCUUACAUAAGGAAAAUCCUAAACGUUGUUACUAUAUGUCUAUGGAGUUUUUAAUUGGUCGUGCCCUUGAUAAUGCAUUAAACUGUCUUCAUAUUAAAGAUAAUUAUAAGGACAGUGUUCAGCAUCUUGGUUUUAAUCUUGAAGAUAUCAUUUGUCAAGAGAAGGAUGCUGCCCUCGGUAAUGGUGGUCUCGGCCGUCUUGCUGCCUGCUAUAUGGACUCAGCUGCUACUCAAGAAUAUCCUACUUGGGGUUAUGGUCUUCGUUACCAAUAUGGUAUCUUUAAGCAGAUCAUCAAGGACGGUUAUCAAACUGAAAUGCCCGAUUACUGGUUAAAUUUUGAUAACCCUUGGGAAUUCCCUCGCUCUGAUAUUCGUUAUGAGGUCCGCUUUUAUGGUUACGUUGCUACAAAGAUGAAUGAAAAAGGUGAGUCACGUAUGUCUUGGGAAGGUGGUGAAAAGGUACAGGCGAUGGCCUAUGAUGUUCCUAUUCCUGGUUUUGAUACAAAGGUAUGUGGUAAUAUUCGUCUUUGGUCUUCUAAGCCCAUGAAUACCUUUGAUUUUGAAUCCUUUAAUGCUGGUGACUACGAUAGAUCAGUCGCUGAACAAAAUAAUGCUCAAAACUUGACCUCCGUUCUUUAUCCUAAUGAUAAUCAUUUGGUUGGUAAGGAACUUCGAUUAAAACAAGAAUACUUCUUCGUAAGUGCCUCUCUCCAAGAUAUUAUUCAUCGCUUUAAGCGUGCCAAAUGUCCUUGGAAGGAUUUCCCUGAAAUGGUCGCUGUUCAAAUGAAUGAUACCCAUCCCACAUUAGCUGUUCCCGAAUUACAACGUAUCUUGGUAGAUGUGGAAGGUUUAGAAUGGGAUGACGCCUGGGAUAUCGUCACUCGUACUUUUGCCUUCACGAAUCAUACUGUCUUACCUGAAGCUCUUGAAUGUUGGUCUGUUCCCUUAAUGGAAAAGGUCUUGCCUCGUCAUAUGCAAAUCAUUUAUGAUAUCAAUCUCUUCUUUUUACAAAAGGUCGAGAGAGAUUUCUCUCCUGAUCGUGAAUUGUUGAAACGUGUCUCUAUCAUUGAAGAAUCCAAUCCUCAACAGGUUCGUAUGGCUCACUUGGCCGUUGUCGGCUCUCAUACCGUCAAUGGUGUCGCUGCUCUCCAUUCCGAUUUGAUCAGAAAGAAUCUCUUUAAUGAUUUCGUAAAGUAUUAUGGUCCUGAGAAAUUCAUCAAUAUCACAAACGGUAUCACACCUCGUCGUUGGCUAUAUCAAUCUAAUCCAGGUCUUCGUGACUUGAUUACCAAGACACUUGGAUCUGAGGCAUGGGCUACCAAGUUGGAACUCCUGAAAGGUUUGAAGCAACAUGCAGAUGACCCUGCCUUCCAAGAGGCCUGGUCCAGCGUCAAACACGAUAACAAGAAGCGUUUAGCUAACUGGAUUAAGAUGAACAUGGGUAUCGAUAUUAACCCUAAUGCCCUGUUUGAUAUUCAAGUGAAACGUAUCCACGAAUAUAAGCGUCAAUUCAUGAACAUCUUGAGUGUCAUCUAUCGUUACAAGAGUCUCAAGAAGAUGGCUGCAGAUGAUCUUGCUCAACAGACCCCUCGUGUUGUCAUCUUUGGUGGUAAGGCUGCCCCCGGUUACUAUAUCGCUAAACUCGUUAUCAAGUUGAUCAAUAGUGCCGCUGAGGUAAUCAACAAUGAUACUCAACUCAAGGAUAAACUUAAGGUGGUCUUUAUUCCUGACUAUAAUGUCUCUCUUGCUGAAAUCAUCAUCCCUGCCUCUGAUAUCUCUCAACAUAUCUCUACCGCCGGUACUGAGGCCUCAGGUACAUCUAACAUGAAGUUUGUUCUCAAUGGUGGUCUUAUCUUGGGUACCGUAGAUGGUGCUAAUAUUGAAAUUCGCGAUCAUAUUGGUGAAGAAAAUAUCUUUAUGUUUGGUGUUCUCGCUGAUGAGGUGGACGAUAUUCGUCAUAAUCAAAAGUACCAUGGUCUCCUCGUCGAUGCUAGUCUUCAAGUCGUCAUUGAUACAAUUCAAUCUGGUGAAUUCGGUGACCCCUCCGUCUUUGGUCCUCUUAUCAACACAUUAACUUAUGGUGGUGAUUACUAUCUUAUCUCUGCUGACUUCAAAUCCUACCUUCAAAAGCAUACAGAAGUCGAUGAAGUCUACAGAGAUAGAGCUGCCUGGAUUAAGAAGUCUAUCAUGUGUACCGCUGGUAUGGGCUUCUUCUCUUCUGAUAGAGCUAUUCGUGAAUAUGCUGAAAAGAUUUGGAAAUUGAAACCUUUUAAAGUCGCUACUACUGAAGCUGAUUAAAUGCAAAAAAAAAAACCUUCCCCUCCCCCUCUUCCCCAAUAUUCAGAAGAAAAGGCUUCUUUUCCUUCUCUUUCCUUCCUCUAACCCCCUUUUUUUUUUCUCAUAUAUAAAAAUAUAUAAAUAAUACAUUUAAAAAUAAAAUAAUAAUUUUAUUUUGUUACAUA
Messenger RNA from Cokeromyces recurvatus, 2912 nucleotides. Its product is annotated as glycosyl transferase. Gene Ontology annotation, biological process: glycogen catabolic process. The coding region runs from base 91 to 2748 and encodes 885 amino acids. The record is from RefSeq and is a predicted model, not a curated record. The transcript has a single exon. Gene Ontology annotation, cellular component: cytoplasm. Lineage: Eukaryota; Fungi; Mucoromycota; Mucoromycetes; Mucorales; Mucoraceae. Gene Ontology annotation, molecular function: glycogen phosphorylase activity; pyridoxal phosphate binding.